AUGGCUGAUUCUUCGCCUUCAGCAUAUGAUGAGAAAAAUCCUGCACCAUCAUCGACCCCGCAGUCUUCAUUUCUGACAGUUCCCUACAAUCCAGCUGCGCAUCCCAGACAAAUAACAUUAUUAGAUCAAAAUGGACAGCCAAUUCAAUAUACACUAAUUCCAACAAAUCAACAAAUUUCCAUGCCACCAGCUCAUCACUCUAUUCCACCUCAGGCCGUGCAGAGACCACCAGAUGGAAAUAUCUGCUGUAUCUGCGGUAGCAUCGCAGCUACCAAAUGCAGUUAUGGAAUAAGUCGUGGUAAUCCUUGUGGCCGGUUGUUAUGCUUGGCACAUGUGAUGGAACUACCCGGUAUGAACGGUGGUCGAUAUCCUCAUUGUCCCGAACAUUUUCAUAAUGUGAAACAAAAUCAAUGUAAUGUCAUGUAG
Adineta ricciae is the source of this 426-nucleotide messenger RNA. The record is from the annotation of a GenBank genome assembly. NCBI's taxonomy places the organism in Eukaryota, Metazoa, Rotifera, Eurotatoria, Adinetida, Adinetidae.